This is a messenger RNA of Paracoccidioides brasiliensis Pb18, 2139 nucleotides long. RefSeq lists its product as uncharacterized. Gene Ontology annotation, biological process: transmembrane transport. Bases 1 to 2139 code for a protein of 712 amino acids. The transcript has 2 exons. The record is from RefSeq and is a predicted model, not a curated record. Gene Ontology annotation, cellular component: membrane. Gene Ontology annotation, molecular function: myo-inositol:proton symporter activity.
AUGAAAUUCUUCGAAUGCGACACAGAACCAGGCGUCUCAGACCGCUCCUCCUCUGAACUCGAUCACAUAGCCACCACUACGACAAACCGAAAAGCCUCCUAUACCACCGCCAGCACCCCAACUCCCUUUCCCACACAACGGCAGCACUCCUUCGCCACGUCACAGCGCGAAUCACUCACUGCUGCAGAACGCGCACGGCGGAACCUCAAUGCUAAGCUCGCAAACCCUCUUGCCGGUCUCAGCCAUGCCACGCUCAUGAAACGCGGCGGCCGCUAUGCCCGCCAGCACCAGAUCGGCGACGAGGAGGAUAUCCGCGCCUUUGAACUAGGCGCGGUGCUGGCGCAGGCGCCGGAGCAAUUUGAAAGUGUCCAGGGCUUGACGGAGAAGGAGCUGCAGGUGCUCAGGAAGGAGUUUACGAAUCGGUGGUCGCAGCCCGGUCUUAUGUAUCUGGUUAUCAUCCUUUGCUCGCUCAGCGCGGCCGUUCAGGGGAUGGACGAAUCCGUCGUCAAUGGAGCGCAGAUCUUCUACAAAUCCCAAUUCGGCAUCGGCGGCCUCGACCCACGCUCAACAUGGCUCGUCGGCCUCGUGAAUGCAGCUCCGUAUCUGUGCUGCUCCCUAAUAGGCUGUUGGCUUACUGUCCCCUUUAACCACUGGUUCGGCCGGCGGGGCACGGUGUUUAUUACCUGCUGUUUCUCCGCUAUCGCGUGCUUCUGGCAAGGCUUCGUGAACUCAUGGUGGCAUUUAUUCAUCAGUCGCUUUGCCCUAGGGUUCGGAAUCGGCCCCAAGUCAGCCACAGUGCCCAUUUAUGCUGCAGAGACAACCCCACCGGCCAUUCGUGGUGCGCUGGUUAUGCAAUGGCAGAUGUGGACUGCCUUCGGCAUCAUGCUCGGCUACAUGUCUGACCUUGUCUUCUUCGAGGUGCGCGACACUCCCACCGUGACUGGGCUAGGGUGGCGUUUGAUGUUAGGUUCCGCCAUGUUCCCUGCCAUGUUGGUAUGCACCUUCGUUUUCGCCUGUCCCGAGUCCCCCCGCUGGUAUAUGAGCAAAGGUAGCCAUUACAAGGCAUACCGAUCUAUGUGUCGUUUGCGCUUUAUGAAAGUACAGGCAGCCCGAGACCUGUUCUACAUGCACACUCUGCUCGAGGCGGAGGCGGCCAUGAAGUUGGGUCAAGCCAAGAUUCUUGAAUUAAUCACCGUCCCGCGCAAUCGACGUGCACUAAUUGCCUCCGAAAUUGUCAUGUUUAUGCAACAGGUUAUCACCCCCCAAACCCCCCACUGCUAUUAUUCCAUGCAUAUGUACACUCCUCCCCUAACAUUGUACCUGCAGUUCUGUGGUGUAAACGUAAUAGCCUACUACUCCUCCGAAAUCUUCCUGGACGCUGGCUUCUCUCAAAAGGCGUCUCUAGCCGCCUCCUUCGGCUUUGGAGUCAUCAAUUGGCUCUUCGCAAUCCCAGCUAUCUACACAAUCGAUACAUUCGGCCGUCGCAACCUCCUCCUCGUCACCUUCCCGCUCAUGGGUCUGUUCCAGUUGCUGACGGGGUUCUCCUUCUGGAUCCCCACCGACGGCUCUGCCACCAUGCGCAGAGCCCAUACCGGCUGCGUCGCGCUGGGCAUCUAUCUCUUUGGCAUCGCAUACUCACCCGGCGAAGGUCCCGUACCCUUCACUUAUUCCGCCGAGGCGUACCCGCUCUACGUGCGUUCGCAUGGUAUGGCACUGGCGACGUCGACGACGUGGUUUUUCAACUUCAUGCUUGCGAUUACGUGGCCGAGUUUGAAGCAUGCGUUUAAACCGCAGGGUGCGUUUGGGUGGUAUGCAGGUUGGAAUAUUGUUGGGUUUUGCCUUGUGCUGCUGUUCAUGCCGGAGACAAAGGGGAAGACGCUUGAGGAGCUUGAUCAGGUGUUCUCGGUGCCUACAAUGGUGCAUGCUAAGUAUGGGGUGGCGGAGCUUGUGUAUGUUUUCCGCAAAUAUUUGUUGCGGCAGAAGGGGUUGAAGAAGGUGGUGCUUUUUGAGAAGGAUGACGGGGGCAGUGAGAAGAGGAGGGCUGGCAGUGGGAGCACGGGUGGCAAUACUGAUAUGAAGGCUAUUGUUAAUGGAAGGGGGGUGGAGUUGAGUGAUGAAGGGAGGUUGGAGAAUGGAUAA